Fukomys damarensis (Damara mole-rat) is the source of this 1173-nucleotide messenger RNA. RefSeq names its product olfactory receptor 7G2-like. Gene Ontology annotation, biological process: G protein-coupled receptor signaling pathway. The coding region runs from base 1 to 1008 and encodes 335 amino acids. The transcript has a single exon. Gene Ontology annotation, cellular component: membrane. Gene Ontology annotation, molecular function: olfactory receptor activity; G protein-coupled receptor activity. Lineage: Eukaryota; Metazoa; Chordata; Mammalia; Rodentia; Bathyergidae. The record is from RefSeq and is a predicted model, not a curated record.
AUGGAAUCUAGAAACCAAACAGCUGUCUCAGAAUUCUUUCUCCUGGGACUGACAGAUGAUCCAGAACUUCAGCCUCUCAUCUUCAGCCUUUUUCUUUCCAUGUACCUGUUCACUAUCUCUGGAAACCUCAUGAUCAUCCUUGCUGUGAGCUGUGACUCCCACCUUCACAACCCCAUGUACUUUUUUCUCACCACUCUGUCCUUUAAUGACAUAUGUUUAAGCACAACGUCAGUCCCACACAUGUUGGUGAACAUCCAAACACAGGAUCAGAGCAUCUCUUACUCAGGCUGCCUCACCCAGGUCUGUUUAGUGUUGGUUUUGGGUAACUUUGAAAGUUGUAUACUUUUGAUAAUGGCCUAUGACCGCUAUGUAGCCAUCUGCCACCCACUUAGGUACACAGUCAUUGUGAACCCACGCUUAUGUGUUUUGCUGAGCCUACUCUCCUUGUCUAUCAGCAUUACGUAUGGUCUACUCCACAGUCUAUUGUUACUGAGACUGUCCUUUUGCACAGACCCCCAAAUCCCCCACUUUUUCUGUGAACUUGCACAAAUUAUCAGACUCACUUGUUCUGAUACUUUCAUCGAUAACACAGUAAUCUACGUGGCAGCUUGCAUCUUUGGCGGUGUUCCUGUGUUGGGAAUCAUGUUGUCUUAUAUUCCCAUUGUGUCAUCUAUCUUGAGAAUGCCAUCAGCAGAAGGAAAGUAUAAGGGUUUUUCUACCUGUGGCUCUCAUCUCUCUGUGGUCACCUUGUUCUACGGGACAGGCUUGGGGGUGUACAUUAGCUCUUUAAUAACCGAUUCAUCCAAAAAUGCUGCCGUGGCUUCAGCGAUGUAUUCUGUGGUCCCUCAGAUGAUAAACCCCUUUAUCUACAGUCUGAGGAACAGGGACAUGAAGGUAGCUUUGCGGAAGCUUAUUGCUAGGAUAAAUUCUCUUUCAGUGUAUCAUAUGCUGACCUGUACGCAUACUGUAUUGAGAAUAAAAUGUUCCCGGUUAAUAAAAUGUCACUAAGUAGAGUGAUCAGAAAUGCAAUGUUCAAGUAUAUUACAUUACAGAUUCAAACACCACCUUGCUUUUUAUUCAGUCUGUGAUGUGUGCAACAUGAUUUCAUUUGUAAAUAUACUUUCUCCUUCUGUUCCCUGAAGGAGAGUCUGUAGAAAGACUCUAGUGUGUAAU